CGGGUUGAGGGUUCACAGGGCAUGCGGAGGUCGUGUUGUGCUUUUUCUUUCGGCUCAUACUUUAGCUAGCAGUGGUUAGUGAUGUAAUGGCUUUCUUGACUUUGUUCAUGAGAAGGCAGCUGCCGCAGGCCGUGUGUCACUACGCCCGGCUGGUGAAGCAGGUCCAGCCGCCGGCCGCCGGUGCCACGCUGCGGAGACUGCACGGCUCAGCCCGGCAGCGGGUCGCGGAUAAGGGGCCGUGGGGGAAGAGCCGGGGGCCGGAGCAGCAGCAGUACCAGCUCACAGACCUCGACAAAGCCGACGCUUUGAUGCUGAAAAAGUCCCAUGAAACAGGCUUCCUCUCAUGGUUCAGGAACGGUCUGCUGGCGACCGGGAUCGGAGUCAUCGCAUUCGUCCAAAGCGAUGUGGGACGAGAAGCAGGAUAUGCCUUCUUUAUCCUGGGAGGUGCGUGCGUGUCGUUUGGCGGUGCCUCGUAUAUUGGCAGCCUCUUUGCCUUGCGGAGGAUGAUGCUGCUGUCUGUGCCAGCACUGCUGUUCCAAGGAGCCGUGGUGGGCAGCGUCGCCCUCUUCUGGCUCUGCGCUGUAUCGCUCUACAUCGGACGAUUAGAGGUGGAGAUCAUCCACGAGGGAGAGGAGGGAGAGGAUGAAGAGGAGUGCCGAGAGUGCCGGGAGAGGCGCGAAAACCGGGGUUACCGUGGCCCCCGCGACAGUGAGGACAGUGACGGCAAGGGGCAAAACAAGUAGAGGUCUUCCAGGAAUGCAGAGUGGAAAGCUGUGCAUGUGUGCUGCUCCAAUUCAGGGUUUCCCUUAUUUCUAUGUGUGUGGAUUUUGUGUACAUGUGCGUGUAUAAGCAGCCUACAUAUGCAGGCCAUGUGUGAGUCUGUAGAUACGAUCUUAUUAUCUGUUGUUAUCAAGAUGAAUAUUAAUGUGGGGAAAGACUUUUAAGACCUUUUUGAAAACUGGUCGAAGAAAUUUGUGAAACACGCUGGUAAAUGGGUAGUUUAACUACCUUCGAAAAUAAAUCAACAUUUUGUAAGUUUUGUUAUAACUACAUGUAGCCAGAGCUGAGUCUCUUACGUCAUCAGUCUGAAUUGUUUUCUUUUUCUUUUUACAUUCUGCAAAGACUCGCUGAGAACGCCACGUUAUUUCUUCAAGUUUACUUUUUGCUGCCCUAUAUCAUUUUAAUCCUCAUUCACAGCCAACUGUUGUUGGGUGCUGUUUGUCUUAUUCAGUAUAAUUAACUGUGAAUGACUACUUGAAGUUUUCUUGAAAAUGUGGAACUAAAACAAGCUGGAUGUGAUAAACUGCGAGACCUACGAGGAGGACUGCGGAGUGUGUGUUUCAGGUCUGUAAUUUUGUUUUGAUCAAAAAUCUCUGAGGG
This is a messenger RNA of Pundamilia nyererei, 1380 nucleotides long. RefSeq names its product transmembrane protein 160 (gene tmem160). The record is from RefSeq and is a predicted model, not a curated record. The transcript is spliced from 4 exons. Bases 87 to 743 code for a protein of 218 amino acids. NCBI's taxonomy places the organism in Eukaryota, Metazoa, Chordata, Actinopteri, Cichliformes, Cichlidae.